Messenger RNA from Penicillium cosmopolitanum, 1362 nucleotides. RefSeq lists its product as uncharacterized. Gene Ontology annotation, biological process: amino acid transmembrane transport. NCBI's taxonomy places the organism in Eukaryota, Fungi, Ascomycota, Eurotiomycetes, Eurotiales, Aspergillaceae. Gene Ontology annotation, cellular component: vacuolar membrane. The transcript has 7 exons. Bases 1 to 1362 code for a protein of 453 amino acids. Gene Ontology annotation, molecular function: amino acid transmembrane transporter activity. The record is from RefSeq and is a predicted model, not a curated record.
AUGGCUGGAUCGAAGAAAGAUCUAGAGGCUGAGGUGCCUGUGCAUGUUGAGCAUACCGUUGGAGUUCAACAGAAUCACGACGAUGUGUUUGGCGAGCUCUCUGACGAUGCCCCCAACUUCCGCAAUGUCGGCUUCAUUGGAACGAUCAUUCUCAUGAUGAAAUCUCAGAUCGGCCUCGGAGUUCUCGCUAUCCCAUCUGCUUUCGAUAUCCUGGGCAUGGUCCCAGGUAUCAUCUGUCUGUUUGUUAUGGCCUUCAUCACUACAUGGUCUGGGUAUAUUAUUGGAACGUUUAAAUUGAAGCACCGAGAGGUUUACAGUAUUGGCGAUGCUGGUGGGAUCAUGUUUGGCUUACCUGGUCGGAUUUAUCUGGCCAGUGGAUUCUGUCUUUUGGAUCAGCCAUACUCAUGUCUCAGUCAUGCAACCUGUACCGCUGUGUUUGCUGCCGUCGCAGCCAUCGUUGGGUUUGGCUUCAGUAGCAUUCGGACCUUAGGUCGUAUUACAUGGCUUGCAUGGGUUAGUCUACCAUGUAUUAUCACUGCCGUUAUUACCGUCACGAUUGCAGUUGGAAUACAGGAUCGUCCUGCUGCAGCACCGGCAACAGGUGGUCCCUGGGUGUCCGAUUGGAAGGUUGUUGGCAAUCCUUCUUUCGCAGAAGGAAUUGCGGCGGCCUCUAGUCUUUUAUUUGCUUUUUCCGGCACGCCUGGAUUUUUUUCCAUCGUUUCGGAGAUGAGAAAUCCCGAACGAUAUCCUGCAGCUAUGGCUACCUGCCAGGCCGGUGUCACUGCCGUAUAUGCUAUCAUUGGUGGCGUAAUCUACUAUUACUGCGGCAGUUACGUUUCUUCACCGGCACUCGGUUCAGCUGGCGGUGUUAUCAAGAUCGUCAGCUACGGAUUUGCAUUGCCCGGGCUUCUCGGUACUAUGACAAUUGUUACACAUAUACCCUCGAAGUUCAUUUUCGUUCACCUAUUGCGCGGCUCUAAGCACUUAAGCAGCAAUACGCCAACGCAUUGGAUGAGUUGGUUUGGGUGCACAUUUGGCGUGACGGUGAUAGCCUGGAUCAUUGCCAGUACGAUUCCAGUCUUUAAUGCUCUGGUGUCCCUUAUUGGUGCCUUGCUUGGGCCGGUCUUGUGUAUUCAGCCGAUGGGGGCUAUGUGGUUAUACGAUAACUGGGAAAAGGGUAAGAGCCAAAAGAAGACCAAAAGUUGGAUUCUUGGCACUGUGUGGAGUGUUACCCUGAUCAUAUUGGGGGUGUUCCUCAUGGUGGCUGGGACAUACGGUUCAGUUUUGAGUAUCAUGACCGCCUAUAGUGAAAGCGGAGGCUCGGUGGCUUUUUCGUGCGGCGACAACUCCAAUUCUACGUGA